This is a messenger RNA of Eurypyga helias (sunbittern), 1944 nucleotides long. It is a transcript of the gene KLHL24, whose product is annotated as kelch-like family member 24. The record is from RefSeq and is a predicted model, not a curated record. Lineage: Eukaryota; Metazoa; Chordata; Aves; Eurypygiformes; Eurypygidae. Bases 1 to 1803 code for a protein of 600 amino acids. The transcript is spliced from 6 exons. Gene Ontology annotation, molecular function: protein binding.
AUGGUACUAAUAUUGGGACGCAGACUGAAUAGAGAGGAUAGUGGGAUACGAGAUUCCCCUGCAACCAAACGGAAAGUUUUUGAAAUGGACCCAAAAUCCUUGUCAGGCCCGGAGUUUUUCGACUUCUCCUCGGGAUCGUCCCAUGCUGAAAGCAUUCUCCAGAUCUUCAAUGAAUUUCGAGACAGCCGGUUGUUCACGGACGUUAUCAUCUGCGUGGAGGGCAGGGAGUUUCCCUGCCAUCGGGCUGUUCUCUCGGCCUGCAGCAGCUACUUCAGAGCCAUGUUUUGCAAUGAUCACAGAGAGAGCAGAGAGAUGUUGGUGGAGAUCAACGGCAUUUUUGCUGAAGCUAUGGAUUGCUUUUUGCAGUAUGUAUACACUGGCAAGGUGAAAAUCACUACAGAGAACGUGCAGUAUCUCUUUGAAACAUCAAGUCUCUUUCAGAUCAGUGUUUUGCGUGACGCCUGUGCCAAGUUCCUGGAAGAACAGCUGGAUCCUUGCAAUUGCCUGGGAAUCCAGCGCUUUGCAGAUACGCACUCGCUCAAGACGCUGUUCACCAAGUGCAGGAAUUUUGCGCUGCAGACGUUUGAGGAUGUGUCCCAGCAUGAAGAAUUCCUUGAACUGGGGAAGGAUGAGCUUAUUGAUUACAUUUGCAGUGAUGAACUGGUCAUCAGUAAGGAAGAGAUGGUGUUUGAAGCCGUCAUGCGCUGGGUGUACCGGGCAGUUGAGUUGCGAAGACCAGUGUUACAUGAACUUCUGACGCAUGUCAGGCUCCCAUUGUUACACCCAAACUACUUUGUUCAGACUGUGGAAGUGGACCAGCUGAUUCAGAACUCCCCAGAGUGCUAUCAGCUGCUGCAUGAAGCCAGGCGGUACCAUAUCCUGGGAAACGAGAUGAUGUCUCCCAGAACUAGGCCACGCAGGUCGACCGGUUAUUCUGAGGUGAUAGUUGUUGUUGGAGGCUGUGAACGAGUUGGAGGGUUUAAUCUGCCCUACACCGAGUGCUACGAUCCGGUAACAGGAGAGUGGAAGUCACUGGCUAAACUUCCAGAGUUUACCAAGUCCGAGUAUGCGGUGUGCGCUCUGCGGAACGAUAUUCUUGUUUCAGGUGGAAGAAUCAAUAGCCGGGAUGUUUGGAUUUAUAACUCUCAACUUAACAUUUGGAUCAGAGUUGCCUCCUUAAAUAAAGGCAGAUGGCGUCAUAAAAUGGCUGUGCUUCUUGGUAAAGUAUAUGUUGUUGGAGGAUACGAUGGGCAAAACCGCCUCAGCAGUGUGGAGUGUUACGAUUCGUUUUCCAAUCGAUGGACAGAGGUGGCUCCCCUCAAAGAAGCUGUGAGCUCCCCAGCAGUCACCAGCUGCGUUGGCAAACUGUUUGUCAUCGGGGGUGGUCCUGAUGACAACACGUGUUCUGACAAGGUUCAGUCUUACGAUCCCGAUACUAAUUCUUGGUUGCUCCGUGCAACUAUCCCUAUUGCAAAAAGAUGUAUUACGGCUGUGUCUUUGAACAAUCUCAUCUAUGUUGCUGGUGGGCUUACCAAAGCGAUCUACUGCUAUGACCCCGUUGAGGACUACUGGAUGCACGUACAGAACACGUUCAGCAGACAGGAGAAUUGUGGCAUGUCUGUGUGUAAUGGAAAAAUCUAUAUCCUUGGUGGAAGACGAGAAAACGGUGAAGCCACAGACACUAUUCUUUGUUAUGACCCCGCAACGGGCAUUAUCACAGGAGUAGCAGCCAUGCCCAGGCCAGUAUCGUAUCACGGCUGUGUGACGAUUCAUAGAUAUAAUGAAAAAGGCUUUAAACUGUAAUUAUUUUUCUUGAAAAAAGAAGAUGAUGGCAUGAACGAAUCCCGUGGUCUGCUGCAAGACAGACUUUUUAAAGAUGCCCGAAGUGGGAAAAUGCCCUUGCCCUACCUAAGUGUCAUAUGAAAAUUGUAUCCUGUGCCUUUA